Molecule: messenger RNA, 366 nt
Organism: Tremella mesenterica DSM 1558
Lineage: Eukaryota; Fungi; Basidiomycota; Tremellomycetes; Tremellales; Tremellaceae
Exons: 1
Coding region: 1-366 (121 amino acids)
Biological process (GO): protein deubiquitination
Molecular function (GO): cysteine-type deubiquitinase activity
Source: RefSeq, a predicted model, not a curated record
AUGUUCACAGCAUUUGCAAUGGCUUUUGGAGGUAUCAACACCACACACAAGACAGUCAGAAGGGCAGCAAUAAGCUGGGCCAGGAAGAACCGGGACUUCCUUGAGCCGUUCAUGGAAGAUGAGGAUGGGCUGGAUGGGUAUCUGCAUGAGAUGGCACAAUUGGGAACAUGGGGAGAUCACAUCAUGCUUGAGGCUCUAUGUAGGACUUACAAGGUGGCGGUGGCAGUGCUGAAGAAAACAGAGAACGGGGAGCUGGUAUGGAUCAAGGUAGGAGAGUUUGGUCCUGAAACAAGGUUCAUCCCAUUGUACCUACAAGAAGAGCAUUAUGAGAAUCUGGUGUCUUUGGAGGAUGUCUAUCAGAGGUAG